AUGCCUCUCGCGCCCAGUAACCAAGGUGAUGCGAUGGAUAUUAUGCCUUCAAUAGACAUAUACGAUACCCUAGGGUAUGCGCAAGUUAUAACGAAUUCUGGCCACGAUGACAUGAUUCAUGAUGCAGCUUUAGACUAUUACGGUCGCAGACUAGCAACAUGUUCGUCAGACAAAACAAUUAAGAUCUUCGAAGUGGAAGGUGACUCCCACAGGCUGCUCGAGACACUGAAAGGCCACGAGGGAGCAGUAUGGUGUAUUGCAUGGCCUCCUCCUCCUACGACGGCAAAGUCCUUAUUUGGCGCGAACAAGCUCCUAGCACCGCCUCUGCCUCCACCGCCAGCACCUGGACAAAAGUUUUUGAUUUCUCCCUGCACACUGCCUCCGUCAACGGCAUCUCCUGGGCUCCGCACGAGAGUGGCUGCCUGCUCGCCUGUGCCUCCUCCGACGGCAACGUCAGCGUACUUGAAUUCAGCGACAAUAGCUGGACGCACCAACUGUUCCACGCGCAUGGCAUGGGUGUCAAUUCCGUCAGCUGGGCGCCCUCUGCCGCUCCUGGUUCCAUCAUCAGCACGACCCCAAGCCCCGGACAGCUACGCAGGUGGGGAAAACAAGACCUACACAGUAACCAAGGUGCUGGAAGGCCACACAGACUGGGUACGUGACGUGGCCUGGUCACCAAGCAUCCUCUCCAAAUCCUACAUCGCCUCCGCUUCCCAAGAUAAAACCGUCCGCAUCUGGACGUCCGAUCCGUCAAACCCCAAUGAGUGGACCAGCCAGCAUCUCGAGUUUGACUGUGUGUUAUGGCGUGUCAGCUGGAGUCUGAGCGGGAACGUCCUGGCUAUCAGUGGUGGAGAUAAUAAAGUCAGUUUGUGGAAGGAGAAUUUGAAGGGGCAGUGGGAGAAGGUGAAGGAUAUUGAGGACUGA
Molecule: messenger RNA, 924 nt
Organism: Histoplasma mississippiense
Lineage: Eukaryota; Fungi; Ascomycota; Eurotiomycetes; Onygenales; Ajellomycetaceae
Product: protein transport protein SEC13
Exons: 6
Coding region: 1-924 (307 amino acids)
Biological process (GO): protein import into nucleus; positive regulation of TOR signaling; COPII-coated vesicle budding
Cellular component (GO): COPII vesicle coat; nuclear pore outer ring
Molecular function (GO): protein binding; structural molecule activity
Source: RefSeq, a predicted model, not a curated record